Molecule: messenger RNA, 879 nt
Organism: Danaus chrysippus (African queen)
Lineage: Eukaryota; Metazoa; Arthropoda; Insecta; Lepidoptera; Nymphalidae
Source: the annotation of a GenBank genome assembly
AUGUUUUACUGUUCCUAUGUUAGUAUACACUAUGUUAUCUGUGAAUGUGGCGAUACAUUCCCAACGGAGGACGGAUUGAAGGAGCAUCUCAGAACAGAACACGAUAAUAAAUUAAGGAUAGAGAGAAACGAAUAUAAAUGUGAUACGUGCGACAAGAUCUUUGGCAGUGAGAAGGCCUGUCUGAUACAUCAGCGAGUACACACCAACCCUCGACUUAGACGAGACCGAGAUAUCGACAAAAAGAAAUAUUACACACUCAAGAACAUAGUGUGUGAAGUGUGUGGUAAACAAUAUGCUUCAAACGCAGCUCUUCGAUAUCAUCAACGUGUCCACACCGGAGAGAGGCCGUACCGAUGCUCCAUGUGUCCCAAGAGCUUCACCAUGCCCCUAUUCCUACAGAUUCACACUCGAACUCAUACCGGAGAGAGGCCGUAUGAAUGUCAGCACUGUCCGAAAGCUUUCAGCAACAAGGCAGCCUUACUGAGACAUGACAGGGUCCACACGGGCGUCAAGCCAUAUGAGUGCCCCCAAUGCGGAAAGUUCUUCACUCAGUCUAACUCUAUGAAGCUGCAUGUGAGGACCGUGCAUCUAAAACUACCGGCUCCUUACAAGAGUAAGAACAGGAAGGGGAAGAGUAGGAACGCGUCGUCACUGCAGGAGACAUUGGAUGGUUUACAUUCUGAAGAGUUUGUGUCUCAAGUGAAGACGGAGAGGGAUUAUGAAGAGAUAUACCAAGAGACGGACGGAUAUCAGGUUUAUCAGAGUGAAGAGAAUCCGUACGGAGAGAUCAAGGUGGAGAGUUCAGAAGUAGAGAUGUAUGACAACGAGGAACAACUGGAAGUAUUGUACGAGGAAGUGUAUGAAGUACAGGAAGUGUAG